Aegilops tauschii subsp. strangulata is the source of this 1191-nucleotide messenger RNA. RefSeq lists its product as uncharacterized. NCBI's taxonomy places the organism in Eukaryota, Viridiplantae, Streptophyta, Magnoliopsida, Poales, Poaceae. The record is from RefSeq and is a predicted model, not a curated record.
UCAAGCGGCAAGCAGCAGCAACAGGUUCCGUGUCGCCAUGAGCUGGAUGGGGAAGCGGGGGUUGGGUGGGGAGAGCCCGCACUGGCGGAGAAGACGAACGAGGGCUGGCGGCCCCGGAGCUACCUCCACUACCUCGCCGCCGCGUCCAGUCCGACCCUGCCUCCUGCAAGCACGGCGACUUCUUCGACACCGUCCGGGCGGGCCACGAGCUAACCACGCCCAAUCUCUUCAGCAAUGUAGAUGUCGACCGUAGUUGGAUGUACAAAGAGAGACGAGGGAAGUUGAUCAGUGAUGCUUGGCAACAUGGAGUAGAUAAUUUCCUAGAUCAUGCAUUCUCAUUGCCCGAUGCUGCUGUAGAUGGGAAAUCCCAUUGUCCUUGCAGCAAGUGCUUUUGCGGUCAUAAGUGGACAAGGGAUGUCAUGACCACACACUUGUGCAGCAAUGGGUUCAUGUUAGGAUAUGAGAGAUGGACUAGCCACGGGGAGUCUGAUGCACCUGAAAAUGUAGAGCAUGAUAACGCGGGGGAUGGAGAUAGAAUGAAUGACAUGCUAGUUGAUGCAAUUGUUGCUGAAGGAGUUUCUAAAGGUGAUGAGCCAACAAAAUCUGCCAAAAAAUUCUAUGAAAUGUUGAUGGAAGCCGACAAACGUUUGCAUGAGAAGACCACACAAUCACGUCUAUCCAUUGUAGGAAGGCUAAUGACUAUCAAAACACAACAUAAUCUGUCAGAAGCUUGUUACAAUGAGAUGAUGACUCUUCUACAUGACAUUGUUGGGGACGAUGCUGCAAAAGAUCUCCCAGCAAACUUCCAUAGGUCCAAGAAUAUUUCCAGGAAGGUGGUCAGCUGGGUAGUCAAAUUUGUUGAUGAAUCUACUGAGCCAAGAAAGGAGUCAGAUGAUGUGGAGCUUGAUCCCUCUGAAAUUUAUGUAAUAGAAAAUCAAGGCAAUAAUUAUGAGGGAGAAGAAUCUUCAGAAGAUGAAUUGGACGAGAGUACUGAUGAGGAAGAAGAAGAUUUACCUGAAGAGGAAGGACAAGAAGAGACAUAUGAGACCGAAGAUGAGGAUGAUGCAAUAGAGCAUGACUCUGAAUAUGACGAUGAUGAUUACUGAACAUUUAUAGCUUUUGCACUUCAUUUUCUGUCUUGGUACCAAUAAAUAUAUAGUGGCACAACUAGUGAAUGAUAUAGUAUGUUUA